GGCGGUUGUGCCAGUCCAACUUCCCGUGUGCUGGAGCGGCAGCGUGCCCUGCUGUGGAGUCAGACGUGCUCUAUAACGGGUACCCAGAGGAAGCGGGGGUUAGAGAUAGGCUCUCACUGUGGAAACCUUUGGUGCUGCUGAUACCUCUCCGCCUUGGGCUCACAGAGAUCAAUGAAGCCUAUAUUGAAACACUAAAGCACUGCUUCAUGAUGCCCCAGUCCCUGGGAGUGAUCGGAGGGAAACCAAACAGUGCACACUACUUCAUUGGCUAUGUAGGUGAGGAACUCAUUUACCUGGAUCCCCACACGACGCAGCCUGCCGUGGAGCCCAGUGACAGCGGCUGUCUCCCCGAUGAAAGCUUCCACUGCCAGCACCCUCCCUGCCGAAUGAGCAUUGCCGAGCUCGACCCCUCCAUCGCGGUGGGCUUUUUCUGCAACGCAGAGGAGGACUUCAAUGAUUGGUGCCAGCAAAUCAAAAAGCUGUCCCUGGUAAGAGGAGCGCUGCCAAUGUUCGAACUGGUCGAACGCCAGCCGUCGCAUUUCUCCAACCCUGAUGUCCUGAAUCUCACACCAGACUCCUCUGACGCCGACAGAUUGGAAAGGUUCUUUGACUCAGAAGAUGAAGACUUCGAAAUCUUGUCCCUUUGAAAACAAAUAGGAAACUGACUGCAAACUUGUGUUUAUGUGUGGGGAGAAGGGGGGGAGGGAAGCUCCUUCGAGAGCCUGGGGCUACCGGUUUUCAUAGGCGCUUGCUGCCAUCCCCGCCUCUUGUCCAUCCUGGCAUUCUGUGCAGCCUCUGAGCGGAGCGCGCAUUGUCUGCGUUGGGAUGAAGAACCAAGCGGGUGUUACAGCCUUACUGGCUGGAGUCGGAAUUUCUCAGCAGAAAACAGUUGCUGGAAGUGGAUGCAGUGGUGCUUAGGAAUUCAAAGCCUAUCUGUUACAUCAGCAGGUCAGUUGGCCUUCUGGGGGAAGCGUAGAAAUCGUUAGAGUGCUAAAUCCUUGCAGGGGGCCUCUCCUCUGAAGCUUAAAUAGAGCCACCCGUCACCUAGCAGGUGAAACGUAGAGUUAAUUCCUUCAGCACCGUGGCCGAUGUGGACUGCAGCUCACAGCGCAGAUGAACAGCAG
Molecule: messenger RNA, 1124 nt
Organism: Eurypyga helias (sunbittern)
Lineage: Eukaryota; Metazoa; Chordata; Aves; Eurypygiformes; Eurypygidae
Gene: ATG4B
Product: autophagy related 4B, cysteine peptidase
Exons: 6
Molecular function (GO): protein-phosphatidylethanolamide deconjugating activity
Source: RefSeq, a predicted model, not a curated record